This is a messenger RNA of Aspergillus sclerotioniger CBS 115572, 2888 nucleotides long. RefSeq lists its product as uncharacterized. The transcript is spliced from 3 exons. Bases 254 to 2656 code for a protein of 800 amino acids. The record is from RefSeq and is a predicted model, not a curated record. Gene Ontology annotation, cellular component: nucleus; cytoplasm. Lineage: Eukaryota; Fungi; Ascomycota; Eurotiomycetes; Eurotiales; Aspergillaceae.
CAUCCGUUUCCAUCUUUUUUUGUUUCUCCUUCCAGAAGCUCCACCGAAGUUUGUUGCUUUCAGCGCUGCCUGUUGCUUGAGCUGUUCUCCCCGACAAUCUUCCCCGAUUGAGGCUCCUGCCUGCCUUCUCUUUUCUCCGUUGCCCUCUUUUUCCCGCGGUGGCCCUCCCAAACCUCCUGCCCCAGCAACGCACCUUCUCCAUCGCCUCGAGUAAACAAGGUUGCUGUUGCUAAGCAGCAAAGCACCUCCAGCCAUGUUUGUGCUCCGCAACGUGAGCAAGUACCUCUUCGGAGACGCUUCCAAGGAAUCCAUCAUCGAGAUUCCUCAGGGCCAGCUCUAUCUUGUUCGUCCUCUGUCGCCCAAAGGCUACUCAGAACUUAUCUUCAAGGACGCUGCCGCUUCCAUCAGACGCACCGGGCAGGAGUUCCAAUACCAGCUCGUCAUCCAACGUGCCUACGAAGAGGGUGAGGAAGAGCUCGGUGAAGACGACGACGACCAAGGUGGCAGUGACAGCCUCGAUAAGGACGAGAAAGUCUUCCUCCUUGAUCAGGCUCUGCACUUUCGCUCCGAAGUUCGCGAAGGCGGUGCAAAGAUCUUGGCUUGGAGAGACCUGAGUGGCGACCUGGGCGACCUCUUCGAAUUUGUCUGCGACCCAUCCGUGCCCUCGGAUAAGGUUUCCACCUUUGAGCUCGCUGCUCUCCAGUGCCAGUACGAGCGCGCAUACCGACGGACCUCACAGAACCUGAGCCGGGAAGACCUGCAGGAGUUCUCUUUCCAAGAGGAAAAGCCCAUCCCGUCCGCAAGUCCUAUUUCUUCCCCAACAAAGUCACGUGCUGAGUCGCUGACAUCUGGAGAGUCGACCGCCGCCAUGGUGAAGGACGUCGAGUACUCGCGGUCCAAGGGACUCAUCAAGCCUGCGGAGGCUGAGGAGGAGGCCACGGUCGCUCCGCCUGCAGCAGAGCAGCCUGAGGCUAGGGAGAUCCUCGCUCAGGAACCGUCCGAGCUGCAUCUGUUCGAUUUUGUGACCGGCACAUUCGUUCUCCAGGCCUCCAAUGUGACUGCAACGGUGUCUGAGAUUGGUGACUGGAAGUAUUGGCUUCAAAUCAGUGGUGACGAUAAGGAAUGGCUGGGGCAAGCCGUGGUCGCUGACAUCAACCCCGUCUUCAACUUCGAAUACCUGUCUUUCAUCUUCAACGCUUACGGUGAUGAUGGCUCGGCAUUCUCUUGGCUUUUGCGCUUCAAGGACCAAGAGACCGAGGAGCGGUUCCAGGAGGGUCUCAUGCAGGCACUCUGGGAGCAGUUGAACGAGAUGAAGUGGACCAAGGUCAAGGACAAUGAUCGGGAGUACGUGCUGGAUGCGUUCCAGGAUCUCACAAUGGAGGACGAGGCCCAGGAAGGUGAGGCCGAUGCAGACGAGGAAGACGAAGACGAGGAGGAAGACCACUACGAUGGCCAGCGCAGUGAACAUUACGAUUCCGAUGAGGAGCAAGAUGACGUGGUGACUCGGGAUGAUGAUGGAAACGUCAACUCGCAACUUGCCGUCGGUUACAAGCAUGACCGCUCCUUUGUCGUCCGUGGCUCCAAGAUUGGCGUCUUCAAGCAUACUCCGGACAACAACCUCGAGUUCUCAACCAACAUUUCCAAGGUGGAGACGCCCGGUGGCAAGCUUUUCAGCCCGAAGAAGGUCAUGCUGCAUGCCGAAGAUACCAACAUGAUCCUUCAGAACGGCGAUGACCCGAACUCCCUGUACAGGAUGGACUUGGAGUACGGUAAGAUUGUGGAUGAAUGGAAGGUCCACGAGGAUAUCCCGGUCACUACCUUUGCCCCUGAGAGUAAAUUCUCCCAAAUGACCUCUGCGCAGUCCUUCAUUGGUGCUUCAAAGAACGCCCUGUACAGGAUUGAUCCUCGUGUUACCGGAAACAAGCUGGUGGAUGCAGACCUGAAGCAGUAUGCUAGCAAGAACGAGUUCUCGUCUGUAGCUACGACAGAGAAGGGAUACAUUGCUGUCGCGUCCAACAAGGGUGAUAUCCGUAUGUUCGACCGCUUGGGAAUCAACGCCAAGACCCAUAUCCCAGCCCUCGGAGAGCCAAUCAUCGGCCUGGAUGUGUCCGCCGACGGUCGCUGGGUUCUGGCCACCUGUCGGACGUAUCUCCUCCUUAUCGACUCUCUGCAGAAGGAUGGCAAGAACGAAGGCAAGCUGGGCUUCGAGCGCUCGUUUGCCAAGGACUCCAAACCGCAGCCUCGUCGCCUGGGCCUGCAGCCUGCACACGUCGCCCAGUUCCAGCACGAGACGAAGAAGCCUAUUGCAUUCACGCAGGCACGUUUCAACACUGGUGUCGACAGUACCGAAACCUCGAUUGUCACAGCUACUGGUCCUUUCAUUGUCACCUGGAGCCUGAAGAAGGUCAUUGCUGGCCGCAAGGAUCCUUACACGAUCAAGCGUUACGGCGAAGACGUAAUGGCGGACAACUUCCGAUUCGGCUCGGACAAGAACGUCAUUGUGGCUUUGCCUAACGAAGUCAACAUGGUUGCGAAGCGGAGCCUGCUGAGGCCCACUCGGGAGAGUAUCGCCGGACCCCCUGUCACCCCCAGCCGUCGCCGGACGCAAUGGGGUAGCCGGCUAGGGAGGGAGGACAUUGUCAAUUCGCCUUACUGAUGGAGCUGGCCUUGUUCAUAGUGUUUUCUGCGCCACUGCAUACCCCUUUUGUUGGAUUCUUUCGGUUUGCUUGCUUUUUAUUUUGAGGCUAUUGUGAGACGCUUUGAUGUCCUUUCACGGUGCUAUGAACGGAUGGCGAACGGUGGCAAUUGCGGACUUGAGCUCUAGUUUUUCUUUACAUUUCAAUUACCGGUAGCUCAUAAUAAGACUACGACUCACGAUUCAUGUUGCA